CCCCCAUGCUGCUCGGGGCGUCCUGGCUGUGCGCGUCCAAGGCGGCCGCCGCUGCUGCGCAGAGCGAGGGCGACGACGACAGGCCCGGCGGGAGGCGGCGGCGGGUGGUGGCAGGCGAGGCCAUGGACGAGUCGUCGCUGCUGGAUCUGCUGGAGUGCUCUGUGUGCCUGGAGCGCCUGGACACCACGGCCAAGGUGCUGCCGUGUCAGCAUACCUUCUGCCGCCGCUGUCUGGAAAGCAUCGUGUGCUCGCGCCACGAGCUGCGCUGCCCCGAGUGCCGCAUCUUGGUGGGCUGCAGCGUGGACGAGCUGCCCGCCAAUAUCCUGCUGGUGCGCCUGCUGGACGGCAUCCGUCAGCGGCCCCGCGCCGGCGCCAGCCCGGGGGGCAGCCCGCCCGCGCGUCCGGGGCCCGGCGCAGGGGCGGCCUCGGGGCCGGCGGGCGGCGCGGGCCGCGCAGCGGGCAGCGACCCCGGCUCUCCCGUCUUCAUCCCUACGGCGGCAGGCAGUGCCACAGCCAGCCUGCGCGAGCUGGCGACCAGCAGGAGCGCGCCCGUGGCAAAGGAUCUUCCCCAGCUUCCCUGCAGCAAAGCCCUGCACAGCCAUGAGGGAAGGGAGCCUGGCGACCUCAAGUUCAGCCAGGGGGAUGUCAUCGUCCUGCGGCACAGGGUGGACGAGCGCUGGUACCACGGGGAGCUGCAGGGUGCGCACGGCCUCCUGCCCGCCAGCUACAUCCAGUGUGUGCGGCCCCUGCCCCAGGCCCCGCCCCAGGGCAAAGCACUUUAUGAUUUUGAGAUGAAGGACAAAGACCAGGACAAGGACUGUCUGACCUUCACCAAGGAUGAAGUCCUGACCGUGAUCAGAAGAGUGGAUGACAACUGGGCGGAGGGGAUGCUGGGGGACAAGAUCGGGAUCUUCCCGCUCCUGUACGUGGAGCUCAACGACUCUGCCAAGCAGCUUAUUGAGAUGGACAAGCCGUGCCCAGCCACUGGGUCUGGCUGCCACACCUCCUCACCUCCUGACCCUGGUGCGGUGGCCAGCAUGGCCCCAGGUCCCACUCUGAGCAGCUCAGGGGCUGUCAGUGCCUUUCAGCGGCGUGUGGAUGGCAAGAAGAAUGCCAAGAAACGCCACUCCUUCACCGCACUCAGUGUGACGCACAAAUCCUCACAGGCCACCAGCCACAGACACUCCAUGGAGAUUAGUGCCCCAGUGCUGAUCAGCUCCAGCGACCCCCGAGCCGCAGCCAGAAUUGGGGAGCUGGCCCACCUGUCCUGCAGUGCUCCUGUCCAGGGCUCCUGCUCCUCAGCCGGAUCUUCCCCAGCGGUUGAACAGCAGGGCACAGCUCUCAAAGUCCAGCUGCCCCUCAACGUGUACCUUGCACUCUAUGCCUAUAAGCCCCAGAAGAGCGACGAGCUGGAGCUGCGCAGGGGUGAGACGUACCGCGUCCUUGAGAAGUGCCAGGAUGGCUGGUUCAAGGGCGCGUCCUUGAGGACCGGGCUUUCUGGGGUGUUCCCGGGCAACUACGUGACGCCUGUCUCCAGGGUUCCUGCAGGAGGCCCCACGCUGCCCCGGAAUAACGUGGCUGCAGGGUCUCCACUGGCCAAAGGGAUCGCCACAACCAUUCACCCAGGUGGUGGGAGUCUGAGCAGCCCGGCACCUGCCAUGAGACCCGCCCUUCCCCUCAGCACAGCCCAGUCCCCUCACCAGGCAGCUUCUCCUGCAAUGGGCACUUGUCUGCGGCACUCAGCCCAGCCAGCAGCCGGCCAGGCCCACAGUGCUAUCCCCACAGCUGCCCACGCCUCAGCUCAGGCUCAGGAUCGACCAACAGCCACAGUGUCGCCUCUGCGCACCCAGAACUCCCCAUCCCGCCUGCCCACCACCAGCCUCAGGCCCCACUCGGUGGUGUCCCCACAGCACGUCCACCAGCCCCUGGUGCACCUGGCCACCGGGACCCUGUGCCCCCGGCCAGCCAUCCUGCUAACGUCAGCAGCAUCAGCCAUCACACCUCCCAACAUCAGCGCUGCCAGCCUCAGUGGGGAGGCCGGAGGGGGGCCCGUCAGCAGCGUGUUGACAUCCAGCCCCACCAGCACGGGAUGCAAGCCAGAUGAAAGGAAAAAUGAAAAGGUACCGCGUGGUGGUGUCUUACCCGCCCCAGAGCGAGGCAGAGAUCGAGCUGAAGGAGGGAGACAUCGUCUUUGUGCACAAGAAGCGCGAGGACGGCUGGUACAAGGGGACCCUGCAAAGGACCGGCCGCACGGGGCUCUUUCCAGGCAGCUUCGUGGAGAGCUUCUGAGGCUGUGCUUUCCCCCUGCUCCCAGGGACAGAGGCCCCAGGACGCCCAGUGAGCCCAGGGUGCGAGGUCCUGCCUCCACCGCCAUCCCGGCUGGGAGCACCUCCCUCCAUGUGAGCUGUAAGGAUACCUUGGAGAGAAGAGGACACUGAGACACAGGGAUUUGCUGGCCAAGGCAGCUCCUGUUGGCCACCGGGGCUGGCCAGAGGUUGCAGAAGGGCCGUAGGGCUGGGAAGGCGGGCGCUGCCUGAGCGUCCCGAGAGUGUUGUUCUGGGCCUCACAUGGGUCGCCUCUCUACAUACCUCAGUCACUGCUACCUGGCCAUUCAGCAAGGUGUUCCCGGCACAGGGGGCUUCAGCGGGGGCUGGCGUCCUGUCACAGCUCCUGUUGGGGGCACACAGGGCCCACUUGGCGUGGGCGCCUGCCUCUCUUGCCACCACGUCCCUUUGCAUUGCUCCCUGCUUACAUAUUUUUACGGAAAGUUGUUAGACUCUGUAUUUCUAAUAGGUCAUACAUUGCCUAUUUUUCAUACAUCUGGUGCUGCCUCUUUGUAAAAUCAGUGAUGACUUGGUUGAGCUUGAAAGAAAAAAAUGUCUGAGGCGACAUCACCAGGGCAGGAUUUUUAUAUGUACCACGCGAAUUUUGGAGAACUCCAAAGAGCCUGCGUCUUCCCCUCACCACGUCGGCUCCUGCUCCAUGGAUAAGAGGGGGCUUGAAAAAAGCCACUUUUUAAAAACCCUUUCUAAAGACCUGCACUACAUCACAACUUUGUCGUUAUUAUCUAAGAACUGGCAACAAAUGGAGGAAAGGUCACUGUAAUGGUCUUUUGUGUGGCUGGAAAAAGAACAGGAAGGUGGACCCAGCCUGGCAAGGCAGAAUUUUCCUUUUGUUGUUUCAGGGAGAAUGACUACAGUCAGCAUUGUCAAAAUAUGAUUUCUAAUUAGUGAAAUGUGCAAUUUUUACCACAGUUCAGAUUUACCACAUUGUGAGGGUUUUGUCUUUUUUUUUCUUAAUAAGUAACUGCUCCCUUAUCAGGUGGUACCAACCUUGGUCUAGAGACGAGAGGUGCGAGGAGGGCGUGGGUGAUUGACGGCAUCUCUGCAGACCUGCGGAGUCAGAGGAAGCUGGGGGCAGACAGGAGGAGGGGCCCCCUCAGGUGGGUUCCAGCGGCCACUUCCACAGCAGACCUCAGGAACCGGGUCACCCAGCAGCCUCAUUCUCAAGAGGUUCACGCCUUAGGAAUACGUUCUUAUCAGCUCGGAGUCACAGUUCGUAAACCUUUCUCUGUAUAUUUUUGCAAAACCACUCCAACUUAGAUUAGGCUGAAUAUUUAGCCUUUAGGAACUUAGGGUCUCCCUGGUUUUCAGGAAUGGAAUGAAAUUCAGAAACCCAUUCCCUUGCUGGGCACGGUGCCUUUGAAAUACGGAGCAUCCGUUUUCGGGGUUCCUGUUCCGGGAUGUGACUUGGCUAUUUGUUACUGCCUGGUGGCUGCUGUGCCGGUGGGAUCAUGCCUGAGAAAGUCUCUUUUCCUCUCUCCAGAUGAUAAUUGAUUUAAUAAAUGAGAAAUUUGUUCUGAAUCAAAGAAAACAAAACAGUUUAAACAUAGGAGCCCUGUGUAUGGAGUUACAACAACCAGAAGGUGUCCAUGUGCCAGCAGUUGCUGAAUUAGUUGCCCACCAUGCACAAAAUCAUGAGCGUGUUUAAAAUCAUGUUAUCACCAGAAGCAUGUGUUGAUUAACACGUGAGUGAAACGUGUGCUCUCUAGUGAAACCAAAACUAACUCAAACCCUAAAUAAAAAGGAAAGUCUUUUUUUUUCUUAUUAAAGGAAGGUAGUCACCAAGCAGCAGAACAGACUCAUUUGGACCUUAUUUCCUCUCUGGCCACCACCCCCAGGACACCCACAGAGCUAGAACUUGCCGAGCCGCCUGUGACAGUGGGCCCCCAUCCUUCACAGUGGAAAGCUGGGAGUCCAGGUGCCCAGCGGGCACCAACUGGCCCUCCCUCGGCAGUCGGGGUGGACACUGCAACAGCUGUGGGAAGGACAGGGUGAUGCCAUGACCCGGCCAGCACCAGGGCAUCCUUUCAGGGCUGCAAGAGCUCCCAUGCAGCCCCCGAGAGCAGGCAGUGCAGCAGCAGCCCCCGCAUUUGGGUCUGAGUGUUUCCAGACAUGUUUGUCAUGCAUCAGCUUUCACGGCCAUCUAGCCUGCAGACAAGAGCAGGUCCAGAAUCAGACAUGUCUUCCAGGCCAUCCUGCCCAUUCUGGCUACUAGGAUGGAACCCACAUAUUGUCUGAACACUCACAUUCCAUCCUGGCCCAGCAACUUACACUCUCAGUUGUGGGGGGCAUUUGGCAGCCAAGGUCAUGUACUCUGAGGAGUGCGGUAGAGUCCAGAGCCACCACCGAGUGAGGUCAGGGGACACCCGGGUCACCAAAGGGCCACAGAGGCAGAGAGAUGGCGGGCACUUCCCCAGCAGCCUGUGGCAUGAAUGCCAGGCUCUGGAGCCCCAAACAAGCUUAGCUGACUGGUUGGGAAAUUCUUUGUACUUUGCACAGAUCACACACACCCUGCUGUUGUUACACACAAAUGUCAGCGUGUGAUUUGGAAGGACUGACAGUGAUGACAAAGUGCCAUGCCUGUGUUUCUGAGACUUCAAAUAAAAAUGAACAUGGA
Messenger RNA from Manis pentadactyla (Chinese pangolin), 4959 nucleotides. RefSeq names its product SH3 domain containing ring finger 3 (gene SH3RF3). The record is from RefSeq and is a predicted model, not a curated record. Gene Ontology annotation, biological process: positive regulation of proteasomal ubiquitin-dependent protein catabolic process; protein ubiquitination; positive regulation of JNK cascade. Gene Ontology annotation, molecular function: protein binding; metal ion binding; ubiquitin protein ligase activity. Lineage: Eukaryota; Metazoa; Chordata; Mammalia; Pholidota; Manidae. Bases 6 to 2438 code for a protein of 810 amino acids. The transcript has 9 exons.